This is a messenger RNA of Pararge aegeria (speckled wood butterfly), 837 nucleotides long. RefSeq names its product probable serine/threonine-protein kinase clkA. The transcript has a single exon. The coding region runs from base 1 to 837 and encodes 278 amino acids. The record is from RefSeq and is a predicted model, not a curated record. NCBI's taxonomy places the organism in Eukaryota, Metazoa, Arthropoda, Insecta, Lepidoptera, Nymphalidae.
AUGGAAACUUUAAUCAAAUUCCAGCAAACUUCUAAACCUAAAGAAAAAGGAUUCAGUUCAAGUGACAUUCUGAAAAUUGCAAUGCUUUACAACUAUAUCGUACGAGAAAGAGGACGUCUAGAACCUGAGUGUAGUAAACUUUUCUCACCGGGUAGCAAACUAUCCGCCGUAAGACUAGAAGAAACAAAUCAUAAGAUAAAACCCAGAAACAAGCCAAGACAGUAUAUGGGCAAGAAAAAGGAACAAAAUGAUGAAGAUGAAAACAAUAAUGAUCAUAAUUCCACUAAUGAUAGCAAGGACCAAUAUUAUGAAGAUUAUGGUGACUAUGAAAACGAUGACAAAAAUAAUGACAAUAUAGAAAAUAGUAAAAAGCUUGAUGAAAAUAGCAUAUUAAGUAAUGUUGAUAGUGGAGAUGUUAAUAAUAGGAACAAUGAUAAAAAUAACGAAGAUGAUUAUAGUAAGAAAGAUAAUGAAAAUGAUACGGAAGUUGAUUACUGUAAUGAAAAAGAUGGAAAUACUGAUAAUAAGGAGAAGAAGAAACGAAAUGUAAAUGGUCAAUCGAGUAAUGAUAUGGAUGAUGAAGAUGAUAUUAUGAGUAACGAAGAAAAAAAUUAUAACGACAACAGUAAUGUAGAAAAUAAGGAGAAUCUGAAUCAAAAUAGUGAAGGUUAUGAAUAUGUUACGAAAUCCUAUACAACUAUUAAUACAACACGCAAAAACCGAAGGCCCUUAGCACAUAAAAUAGAUCAUUUGAAAAAACAAAAACUACUAGGCCAGUCUGACUAUGAAACAGGUGAUGAAGGCAACAAGAGGUAUAUUCAUGAGAAAAACAUUUAA